AUGGGUAAACAUCAUACGUUUAGAGCAGAUGUCCUCCAUGCUGUUCGACAGGAGGAUGCCGACAAGCUGGAGGUGCUGUUCGACAGUCGGCGUACACCACUCCCUACCCAUCAUCCAGUAUUGACGGAUGCUUUUCAUGAAGCUUGUAUUCACGGAAAAUUGGAUCAUGCUCGCUAUCUACUCGACAUCAACGUCUCACCAAAUUGUCGCGAGUCACGACAUCGUCGAACGCCAAUGAUGCGAGCGACUUCCGUCGCUGUCGUGGAGUUCCUGAGGCACGCACAUGCGGACAUCAACGCUCGGGACAGGGAUGGAAAGACGGCACUUAUGCUGUCCAGGCACUACGAUGUCUCAAAAUAUCUCGUCGAGCAGACCAAAGCUGAUGUCACGCUCUGCGACAACGAGGGUCACACUGCACUCGUCAACGUGCUCCUAGACUGUAGGAGAGAUUUGAGAGACGCGUCCAAACGUAUAGCGAUCUUGCUGAUUGACAAUGCCGAAGUAGACAUCAACGCCGCUGACCCUCAAGGCCGCACAGUCUUGAUGACUGCUGUUUGGAGGAACGAGCCCGAUGUUGUCCGUCACUUGCUGGAAGAUCCGCGGAUCCAUAUCAAUAAACCUGACGUUCGCGGCAGAAAUGUGCUGCAUCAUCUAUGCGAAGAUGCUGUCAGAGCAGAGCGAUAUCGAAACAAUUGUGCAGAUCAAGAUGACGAGGACAUAGCAAAUUUACUGCUCGCCAGUGACAUCAAUCUCAACAAACGUGAAGACAUAGUUGGUAGGACUCCGUUGCACUGCGCUUUGAUCUCUCGAAACCAAGUGCUGGCUAUCAAGCUACUUGAUUCCAAGAGACCUCUGGACUUGACUCUGUUGGAUAGCAGGAAGUGGUCAGCCUUACACUUUGCUGCUUCGGUUGGCAUGCACGAGCUCGUAACAAGACUCCUCAAGACCGCCACCGUUGCAGAUGUCGAGACAGCAGAUGGACAGACGCCCUUCCAGCUUGCUGCUAGAUUUCGAGGAGAUGCCGUGAAGACGUUGGAACAACUUCGACCUGGUAGCGACAUAUUCAGAAAGACAGGACACAGCAAAACCGCACUGCACCUGGCAGCAGAAAUUGGCAACCUCGCAACCACGGAGUACUUACUCAAAUACUUUGUCGAUCCUAUCGUCAAUGCAAAGGAUGACUUCGGAGACAGCGCCCUACUAUGUGCGGCAAGAUCUGGCCAUACCGCUAUCGUGCACUUACUCCUACCACUGCUACCACUGAGUACAUCUAGUGCUACUGUGUCAUCAGAAGAAAGUAAGGCCGCGGCAGGGACCACUGCGACCGUGGUCGACUUUGUUGGCGUCAACAUCAAAGUCACCUCUCGACGAGUGCAUGACCUGGUUUAUGAUCGAUCGUACUCAUCACCGACAGUCUCCCUCAAGGCAGAGUUGCAACGUUCAACAGGUGAAGAUGCCAUUACGGUCGACGAUGACGAGCAAGACAUAGCUCGAUUUCGCUGGGUUCAUCUCCCUGCAAAUGAUGUGACCUGGUGUAAACGACUGUUCUUGAAACUUCUUCUGGAGGAAGACAGUAAAGUGCACUUUGAGACCUUCAAGGCUCUCGAGCAGUCGUUCGAUCAUCAGCAGAGAGGAAAACACCUACAUGCCUGCUACAUGCGGCCCACUUGCCAUCACAACCCAAGUGUGUCUCGGAAGAAAGCACCUAUCGACGACGAGGAGCAUGCUAUCUACGAUGACGAUGUUGAAGAUACCAGUGACGCAGGGACGCAUAGUCAAGGGGGCCAAGGAACGCAUCAAUCAUCACGUCGACAUUCUCAUGUCAGAGCCAAGUCACUGGGUGCGACACACGACUCGCUGCAGGAUCGCAAAGUCAUUGACGAGCAGAUCUCAGGGCUGCGUGAAGAGCUUUGGGUUCCUGACAAUGUCUACCUAUUCAUGCCGUACUUGCACUACGAGACGCUUGGCAAUCGUGACCUAAUGCUUAGGGCUGUAUGCAAAGCACACGAUAAAGACCCAGGACAAGGCCUACCGCGGUCACAUCGUCACCAUCCAAGGAUAUGUUCCAACAUGUCGACGAUCAGUGGUAGUGCACUACUGGGCACCAAGAAGCGAGUUAGCUCGGGCGGAAAGCAGCACCAGUCGGCACCUGAGCCCACUGCGGACGAGAACCUGAUCUACGCCCACGCCAUGCCAUCGUUGGCAACCCUACAAAUCAGGCGGACUCUUGACCAAUUCUUCUAUCGCACAAUAGACACGAGCCAGCGUGACAUCGAUCAGGUAAUCUACAGAGAGCAGAAGAGACAAGCCUGGGAUGAUGUCGAGUUCGAUACAACUGCUAAACUUUCGGCUCCUGAAGCCAGGAGUAAGGUGAGAGAUAUACAUCGCAACGCCAACAUCAUCAUGGUGGAUCAGUUGUGGUUAUGGAUUGUCCGUGAUGAUCUCAUUGUCACCAGCUUCCCUCGUGGUUGGAACAAGGACCAUGACAACGACGAGCACGGAGUGUGGCAGGCAAUAUGUAACGAUCUGCAGCGUCCUGGUCGUCAGCCUGUCCUAGGCGUUCACGAGCUUGCCACCAUAAUUACCGGACACUGCUACGGAUGGGUGGACAGGCGCGACGCGAGCGACAGUAAUCUCCUGUUCAUGAACAUGUUUGAGUCAUCCCUUGGAUAUGCUAUGGAGGAGGAAGUCCGACUGUUCAGGGCAUUCCAAAAGGCUUCGGAGAAAGCGUCAGUGUGGCUGAAAGAGAUCCGCGGGCAUCCAGUAGAGCCGUUACGGCAGACGAUGUACGAGCGCUACGCCAUGUCUGUACCCGAUCUUGAUGACGAAGCAGAGGAGGAUGAUACCGGGCAGCAGAACAAGGCAUCGAAUGCCGAGCCUGCUUUCGUACAGACCUUGCUGGAUAUUGGUGCGGAGACACGUCUGCUGCGAGAGGUCAAGGAUAUCAGAGACGAACUCGACAUGCUGAAGAUGAUCUACGAGACGCAAGAGACCCACGUACCAGAGAUGUUCGACCACCUUGUUGGCUUGCUGCCAGAGCGCGACGAGCAACGCAAACGGAUUGAAGAGCUUCACCAGGACCAAGUCCGGCAUAUCACGUACCCACUACGUGAUAUUAAAAGAAUGACUACGCAAGCAGAGCGAAUAUACAACUCCAUCCGCGACCUACUCGACCUCAAACAGAAGCAUGCAAAUGCCAUGCAGGCAACCGACACUGCGAGACAAGGCAAGACCCUAAUGGUCUUCACGAUCGUGACAGUCAUCUUCCUGCCCUUGUCAUUCUUGGCUGCGUUCUUCGCAAUCAAUGUAACACAGUUCCCGCACCAAGGCAAAGAUGGCGGUCUCCAGAUGUCACUAUCAUAUGUAUCAAGCUAUGUCUUCGGGAUUGGAUCUGCGAUCGCGCUGCUGUGUGUAAUCUUUGCUUGGUCGGCUGAAAAGUUGGACAUCCUCCGUAUCCAUAUGCAACGAUCAACCAGGCUGUGGUGGCGAGGUUUAUGGGCAACAACAGCGAAACCACCGACCGCGAAAACACCUCCACCAGCGUCUGCGCCUCUCGUUCCCACCGUGGCACCGGCGCCACCCAGCUCCCAAACUUCGAAUGACCGCGAUCUGGAGAAUCAGAAGACUGCUUCAUCGCCGCCAAAGGACUCGGAAAUCACUAGAUGGCGGGGCUCUAGGCAUCACAGCAAAAGCUAA
Molecule: messenger RNA, 3696 nt
Organism: Recurvomyces mirabilis
Lineage: Eukaryota; Fungi; Ascomycota; Dothideomycetes; Mycosphaerellales; Teratosphaeriaceae
Exons: 2
Coding region: 1-3696 (1231 amino acids)
Biological process (GO): metal ion transport; transmembrane transport
Cellular component (GO): membrane
Molecular function (GO): protein binding; metal ion transmembrane transporter activity
Source: RefSeq, a predicted model, not a curated record